GAUUACCAUGUAGGGGAUAUCGUCAGACUUGGUAUACCAGCCCCUGACGGGCAGAAAAGAUUACUACUGUGCAAGAUGAUGGAAGUUUUAGAUAGUGGAUGGUAUAGGCUGGGCUGUAGUCUGGGUAUACAAGAUACUCAUUAUCAGGCAGCUGGUUUAGAAGUGGUUGAAGCAGCGUAUGGUGGACUGGAUGGCAUUCCAGAAACAACUAUCUCGUUAACAGUGCUAGUAGGAGACAGAGCAUAG
Molecule: messenger RNA, 246 nt
Organism: Paraglomus occultum
Lineage: Eukaryota; Fungi; Glomeromycota; Glomeromycetes; Paraglomerales; Paraglomeraceae
Source: the annotation of a GenBank genome assembly